Brassicogethes aeneus is the source of this 1335-nucleotide messenger RNA. Lineage: Eukaryota; Metazoa; Arthropoda; Insecta; Coleoptera; Nitidulidae. The record is from the annotation of a GenBank genome assembly.
GGGGUCUUAGUUGUUUUUUAAGUUUAACACCGCCAAGAUCUAUUAAAUAUUUUUAGGAAUAUGAAAUUUAAUUUAACUUUUUUAUUGUGCCUGAAUAUUGGGUACGUUUGCUCAAAUCUUUUGGAACCGCAUCCUGAUUUGGAUCUUACAAUAGAGCAAGUUUUGACUAAAUAUGGAUACCCUUUUGAAGUUCACGAUAUAGAAACGGAGGACGGUUAUUUGCUAACAACUUACAGAAUACCUCACGGGAAAAACUCGACAAAAAUCGGCACCCCUAUAUUGUUUGUACCAGGAACUGGAGGUACUGCAGAAAAUUUUCUCAUCUUAGGAAAUGAUUCUGCAAUUGCUUAUUAUUUAGCCGACAAAGGAUACGAUAUUUGGCUUAUGAACCAAAGAGGCACAACUCAUUCUAGGAGACACAAAACAUUGAAUCCUGCAACGGACACUAAAUAUUGGGACUUUGACUGGCAUGAGGUUGGGGUGUAUGAUAUACCAGCUAACGUAGAUCAUUUGUUAAAUGUAACCAAAAAAGAAAAGUUUAUCUACAUUGGACACUCGCAAGGAACCACAACGUAUUUCGUGUUUACAUCUGAAAGACCUGAAUACAACAAUAAAAUCAUUGUCGGAAUUCAGUUUGGGGUGGCAGUUUAUUUAAAGAAUCUUCAUGUUCCAAUGUUGGAUUUUUUGGGAAAAUAUCAUAGAAUUAUUGAAGGGAUUUUAAGGAUUCUAAACAUUCACUACAUAAUACCAGAUAAUGAAGAAAUGUUGGACGCAAUAAAACAGUUUUGUGGUUUAACACCAGCUUCUGCAGAUGUGUGUGGAAAAGCGCUAGCUUUACUAGGAUCCGAUGAUAUCAAAAAUCUAAAUUUUAAUAAUUCCUUUACACCGAUUAUAUUCAGGGAUUCUCCUGCAGGUGCGUCUAUAAAACAAAUGUUACAUUAUUUUCAGAUGAUAGAUUCAGGUGAAUUCAGACAAUACGACCACGGAACUACCGGAAAUCUAAAACGUUACGGCCAAACAGAACCGCCAAAUUAUGAUUUGACGAAAUGCCUAGCACCAGUUGCUAUUUUUCAAGGAAGAGGAGAUUUUGAAACGACAGACGAAACAAGGGAUCGUUUACUAAGCCAACUACCAAAUGUAGUCUACUAUCAUGUGGUGGCUUACGAACAUUUUCAUCAUGCCGAUUUUAUAUGGGGAAAUGAUGUACCCGAGCUAAUUAAUAAGCCUGUAUAUCGACUGCUUAAGAGACUUAAAAAACUGCGAUACUUCUAAUAAAACAUCUAUGGUUUAUUUAGUUUUUAUUAGGUAUACUUUUACCGUUGAUUAAGAAUGCAC